UUCAUUGUGCUACGGUCUAUCCACCCCCCUGCUGCUGCUGGGCUUGCGAUUGCCGCUCGCUCCAGCUGAGCUAAGAGUAGCAGCAGCACCAGGGCAAGGACUCACUCCAGUCCUUGGACUUAGGACAUCGCAACACCUUCCGUUGCGCGGACGACUCAUUCGCACAUCAUUUCUGUGUAUGCCUGGGGUGGGGAGAAAAAUCCCAAACCAGUUGGUACUUGGCAGGAUGAGCAACAACGAGCCUGACCCCUUGACCUGGUUUGUGGCUUCUGUGACAGACAUAAGUUGGCCCCAGCAGCAUGUGGACAAUGAAAUGUUGCACUGUGUAAAUGAGUAUGGAAGAUUAUGAUUUCCUGUUUAAAAUUGUUUUAAUUGGCAAUGCUGGUGUGGGGAAGACGUGCCUAGUCCGACGAUUCACUCAGGGUCUUUUUCCGCCUGGCCAAGGAGCCACAAUUGGAGUUGAUUUUAUGAUUAAGACAGUGGAGAUUAACGGUGAAAAAGUAAAGCUUCAGAUCUGGGACACAGCAGGUCAAGAGAGAUUCCGGUCCAUUACCCAGAGUUAUUACCGAAGCGCCAAUGCCUUGAUCCUCACCUAUGACAUAACCUGUGAGGAGUCCUUCCGUUGCCUUCCUGAGUGGCUGCGGGAAAUAGAACAAUAUGCCAGCAACAAGGUCAUCACUGUGCUAGUCGGCAACAAGAUUGAUCUGGCUGAAAGGAGAGAAGUCUCCCAGCAGAGAGCUGAAGAAUUCUCAGAAGCUCAGGACAUGUAUUAUCUGGAGACCUCAGCCAAGGAAUCUGAUAACGUGGAGAAACUCUUCCUUGAUUUAGCUUGCCGCCUGAUCAGUGAAGCCAGGCAGAACACACUUGUGAACAAUGUAUCAUCACCCUUACCUGGAGAAGGGAAAAGCAUCAGCUAUUUGACUUGCUGUAAUUUCAACUAAAGGCUGAGGCAAGGAGAAGCGAAAGAAAUCAGCAGCCGCCCCAGUGGGCCACAAGUUGCUGGGGCGAUCUGGCAAUGAAGGUGGUUCCUGCUCUUGGACCUUCUGACUCCUGUGGCUCCCGAGUUUACAAAGCAUGGCAGGCCAAGGGACUUGUCCACAGGCCAGCAUAAGCAGAACAUAUAGUGGUUUCACUCUUUUGCAGUAUGGAGUCAGAGCAAGGAGAAAAUUGCACUAGGCGCUCCAUGACCUGCAGAGCAUGUUGCUUUUGUUUUUUUAAAAAAGCAAGUAAAAGCGCAUUCCUGAACACAGUCAGGGGGAUGCCUCCUGCUCAUCAGUGGGUGCAUGCGGGGGCUAUUCUUUAGGGCUUCUGGGGGCCCUGGUUUUCAUGUCCACCAGAUAAACCAAAACUGAGAAGGCCAAGUACUGUCUCUGUGGUGUGUGUUGAUGACCCCAUGGAGAUUUUGAAAAGUGUUAUUUCUCUUGUCCACAGGCACUUUUAAGAACUUUAGAUGUAAAAAUGAAAUGAAACCUUUACCCAUGACCAACAGUUAACAAUUUUUGUUUUAAUAGCAUAUACAAGCUACAUGACUCCUUUUGGUGCUAAUGAUCCUGCUAUUCCACAGACCAAACGUUUUAGUACAUUUAUGUCCUUAAAUGUAUUUCAUAGAAAUAAAUAAUAAUAAGGCAAGUCCAUGAAUCAGCACUCUUAAAGUCUCAUUGCUACUUUUUCUAGGGUGGAUUUGUUGGGAAAGAGAAAACUUUCCUUUCAUGUUCCACUGUAAAUCUUACCAUUUUCUUAUUCUGUUCUCCAUCUUUCCUGCCCUUUAAGCAAAUGAAAAAGUUUGAAAAAAUAAAAAAAAAAAGAAUUCUUGAUAAUAUUCUAAUAUAAAAGAUUAGCUCUACGACAUGAUGAGUAGUAUGAGAAAACAGACCAGAACUGACCAAAAUACUGUGGAUUAAUGGACUGCAGUGCAAAGUUCCAAGCAGAGCACGGUCCUUGAUAGCAGGUCACAUCUUUUAUUUCUGGUACUAUCCAUCUUGGACAGAUCAAGGCUUAGGAUUUUGUAAACGUUUUUUAAUAUAAGCGAGAAUAGCAACAGAUGAAAACUCUCAUGAACCAUUUUUGUACCUUCAAUGAUAACCUUAGAAAAUUUCUGCUUGUGGAAGCAGACUGAGUUGUCAUUUCUCACCUCCUUCUUGUGGUAACGUUACUCUCAGACCAUACAUUCUUCUCCAUUUCUUUCUUCUUUUCCUUUCUUUCCUGGUCUCCCAUUUCUUUUCUUCCUUCCUCCCUCCCUUACACCUUCCCUCCCUCUUCCCCAUUUCCUGCUUUCUUUAUAUGCAUGUGUUACUGCAAAUCUCCAACUCAGAUGGAGGUGUAUAUGCCUUUACUUAGCCAAUUUUGAAACAGGACUCAAAAUAGAAGACGUGCUGCUGAAUAUGUAUGACUAUUUCUUCAGUGCCAUACUUCGAUACCUUCCAAUUUGUUCACUGAUAUAAAUGCAAAUUGGGAAAAUAUUUAAACCUGUACGAUGUUGAUGCUGUCAGAUGUUUAUGUAGCUUGCUACUUAGCAUAACUGAGGGAUGAGUAAUGGAAUAAGAAUAUGAUGUGUAAUUCCACUGUUUCUUUAGAGGGUGGCAGUCUCAGUCCGGAUAUGUUGAUGUUUGAAAGCAAUUUAAUUUUAAAGAAAUGAGUCAUGUAGAGAUACAAUAUUGAUAAAGCAUUUCUAGCAUUUCUCUAGUAGGUAUCAGAGUGAUCCAUCUCUUACACAUGGGGACUAUACAUAUUGUUUAAGGGAUUAGUAUUUUGGGUUGGCCUCACUGUGUUUGUCCUGAUCCUAUGGGUAAGAGAGAUCCCAGAAGUUUGAAUUGCUUUUAUUUUAUAAUCUAUCUCUACAGGAAAGAAAUAUCAUUUUAAUAAACACCAAGCAAAAUAAUUUAUAACUGUUGCCUUUUCCUCCCCAUCUUCCCACUAAGCCAGCAACUAAAGGUGUUCAGAAAACACAUUGAUCGAGGUGGGCAGAAGGUCAUCUCUUUUUAAACUGUGAGGAAAUGUCCCUAAGUUCAGAUUUAUUAUCUUUUAGUUAGGGCAAAAGUCCAGUUACCCCAUACAUCAUGACCCAACUUUGUCUCAUAGCAGCAAGUAUGUUGAAAAUAAAUUUGCUUUGUGAACUCAGAGGACAGGAAUUUGUUAGAGUGGACAGAUUUAGUUGUGAAACAGAAGCUUCUAGAGCCACGCUUGCAUUCUGAAAUUAGUAUUCCUUAGGGUUCAGCUUCCUCUCGCUACCCUUGGCUGCACUUAGAAGGGAAUUAGAAAGCUCUGCUCUUGGCCCCUUUCUUCCCUGUUACUCUUCCCAGCUUUUCUAUAAUUUACUGUUACCCAUUCAUGGCCCAUCAGCAGGGACACAUGAGAAUGUAGGGCUUUCUUUUUUUUUUUUUUUUGCCCCUUAGUUGUGUGAAUUCCAGAUUAGGCCUUAUGGACACUUGUUCAUUGAUGUAUUUCAAGUUUGAGAAUGAUCCCUGGCAAUAUUGUAGGUGCUUAAUGAGUAUUAGUUGAAUAAAUGACAGUGCCAAGAUGAAAUUUUUUGGUUAAACAGAAAUUUCUCAAACAGAACUUGAGAAAGGACACUAAUUAAAUGUGGUCAUCUUAAACCAUGCCAAGACCUAAACGUAUUGGUUUGCUACAAUAUUUGCUAAAAUGAAUCUUCUUAAAAUGAAUUCUCAUUUAAUGGUGGAUGAAAAGAAGUUGCUUUCUCAUAGUUUGUCUUGAUCUGACUCAUAAAACUACCGGAGUCAAUCUCUGCUUCCAUUUUUGGGUGUGAUCUUUUUCUUCUUUUAAUAAAGUUAGUAAAUAUAUGGUAAAACUUUUUUUCAUUCCAGUGAAAAAACAUCAUAUUCAUGUCAUAAGGUCAAUUUUAGAAGAAUGUGUGAAAUCAUAUAGCUUGCUGAUAUUAAUGUUUUAUUAUGGCUUUGUGUAGACUAUAUUCUCAAAGGACUUUGUGCUUUCUCCUAUACCUAUGCAAGGCUUUUUAUUCCUUUAUAUGCUUUUAUUAGACCUGUUGAAUUAUGUUAACAUUUAAUUUUGAUUAUACAGAACCAAUUAUCCUUUCUGUGGAUUACUUAAAUUAGGUCAUUAGCUUUUCCUGGCCCUUAUUUUCCAGUCUUUUAGUCAUUUCAUGUUCACAUCUCUUUCUGAGUGAAGCGGCAAGACAAUAACUAAAAACGAAAGUAAAAUAGAAUUUUUUGAUACUGUGUCAAUUUCUGAUUUAGAGUUUGAUGAGAAAGGUAAAAACCACAGGCCAAAAUAAAAUGUCUGGAUUAGGAUUAUUUUUAAGAAUUUAGACUUGGGAGGGAGGAGGCAGAAGUUAAAGACUGCAUUCUUCUUUCUUCUGUUCAUGAAUGAAUGCCUUAGGAGGCCACUGGUGACUUCCCUUGUUAGAUCAAUGAUUUGCCUCCUUUUAGCUAUUUCAUAAUUCUUCCAGAUUCAGCAUCAAAUUUCAGUUAAUGAAUCAUUCUGAAUAAAUACUAGUUGUAAGUGAUUUUGAGUUGAUCUUCUGACUAAAAUGAAAAUAUCCAUUUUAAAAGCCAAGCUACAUGAAUAAGGUAUCAUCUCAUUAUAUUCAGGAAAAAACUUUCAUUUUUCCCCCCUACAUAAAGGUAGGCAUUUUCUAUUAAUUCUGCAGAACUCUCUGUAUUUCAUGUUCAUUAGUACUUUAAGACCACUGCCCUAUUAGUCUCUGGAAGAACCCCUCUAGGGUUUGCCCUUGCUUUUUUCUAGAUUUUUUUUUUUUUUACUGCAACUAGUUACUUCUCUCAACCAUGGCCCUGACAGAGGUGUUUUAAUGCAACUAUAAUAAUACUUUUAGGACUUAAAUAGAAAAUCAAAAGCAGUGAAAAAUCAUAUUACAUCCUUCUUCCAUAAGUGGUAUAGUUGAACACUGAUUUUGGGAUAUUACAUCCUUCUUUUUUGAUUUCACUUCUGUCACAUAAGCUUAUUUUUGUUUGAAAGGAAAACUGCUUUCCCUUACAUUCUUCACACUGGGUAGAAAGCAUACUGAAUUAAGAACUUAUCCCUUCAAACAACUAAUUAAUGUAGUAAUGUUAGACCAAAGGAGAUGACACUUCAUCUCCUUUCCUAAGUCCAUGAUAUUGGAAUGUUACAAUCAUUCUUAGAAGCCGUACUUUGGAAUUAAAAACAAAUGGAGGCAUAAUAAAGAUGACGAAAGAAUUUAAAAUUUAAGACAUUUGAAGACUAUUUGAAGGAUUUGGGGAGAUAUAGAUUGGGAAAGGGAGGAAUACAAUUAGUACAUUAGAGUAAUAUUCUGUGGUUCAAAAGGAUGGAAUGAAGCCCACUAAACAGUGGUAAUAGGACCACAGAUUCAUCAGAGAGAACAUCCUCAAAAAGAUGGUUUUACUAUGAAAGGAGCUGCUUCAGAUCAUAGUCUUUGUCAAGGAAAGGCUAGAUUAAAAACUCAGCAAAGAUGAUGGUGGAGAGGAUCCCAGCAUUGGUUGGGGGUUGGACCAGACGAUCUACUAACUUAAAAUUCUAUGUUGCAGUACGUUGCCUUUAUAACAUGUUUAAUUAAAUAUUUGUUGACCUGGAGAUAAUGAUUUUUUUUUUUUAAAAGUCUGCUCUUCUACAAAAAGUGUAUACUAUCUUCCAAGAAGGAGUUUGGUUAUAUGUUGUUAGGCCAAAAGACUACUUGCCCCAAGCUGGGAUUGCUUUGUCAGUUCAUUCAUUGAUGUCUUGUUGAAAUUACAAACUCAUUCCUGAGUUAAAAAACUUUUAAAUGUAUUGUUUUAGUAGAAGUCACGUGAAAUCAUGAAAAUUGUGUAUUUGUAAUUUGCCAAACAUGGGUCAGGCUCAGUUUAGUGAAUAAUUGGUGUCUCUUCAGGAUUUUAGGAGAGGUCUUUUUAGUAAAACAGAAUCUUCAGUUAAAGAUGUCAUAAACAUACCAACUUGAAGUUUUGCAGCUUCCAUCAGAGAUCAGCUGGUGGAUCACUGGCAUAAGGCAGACCCAAGAUGCGUUUUGGAAAAAUCUCAAAUAACAUUUGGUUAGUUGGUUUGAUUCUCUUGAAAAAAACAUGAUCUGAAAAUGAUUUUAACAGAACCGAGGCCAAAUUGCUUCAUAUAGAAAGUAACAAAACACAGGUCUUUGAAAAUCAGAACAUUUGCUAAUCCCACGAUCAAAUGAUUCCACCUGCAAAAUAAGUUAUCCUUGCUAGGCUCAUAGAUUCAUUGGUCUUGCAUCAGUAUAGUGAGAAACACUUGAGUUUGGGUAAGACUUCCUUUGACUCCUUUGGCUAAGAGGUCAGAGCAUGAGAGCUAGCCACCUCUUCCUUAAUUGACUGACUGAGGUGCAUGAGUCAAAUUUUUACUUUGCCACUGAGUUAAAGCAGAUUUUUUGGAGAUGUGUUCUAGUUCCUGAUGGAAACCUUGGUGGGUUGUGAUUCUGACACAUAAGAGAGAUGUAGCGAAGUGUAUAGAAAGAAGAAUACUAGGCUAAGUGUGAGGAAUCCUAGUAUGGCCAUGAAUUAAUUAGCUAUAACUUUAUGCAAAGCACAAUCUCUUGAGCAUCAGUUUCCUCAUCUAUGAGAUAGACUUAUACCUCUCGGGAUUAUUAUGAAAGUUAGACAAGAUAAAUUGAAAGUACAGUUCUUAGUAAACAAUAAGUACUCAAAUAUUAGUUCUUUCCUCCUUGAUUAAAAAUAGACUUUGGAUAGUCUUAUGCAAGGAUAGAUUCUUAAGGCAAAACAGAAAACCUCUUGACUUCAAAGAAAAGAGCUCCAUUUCUAAAUGGGCCUUAAAAGGAAGUCACUUAUAUGAUCCAUCAGUCUGUCUUUGGGCAUUAAUGUUACCCAAGAGACUUCAUUGCUUUACAUACUUCAGGAAAGGCAUUCUCUCUCGCUUGUUCUGUCUCUGACUGUCUGUCUCUCUCCCUUGCUCUCUCUACCCCCAAAACAGGCAAUUCCAGGGUUGUAAACUCCUCAUUAUCAGGAAACUUAACCUUAUUACUGAAAUACCUCAUAGUGCAAUUUGAACCUCUUCUUAAUCCUAUUCUCCAUGGAAAGAAAAAUGGGUUGAUCCUAUCUUCUUUUAAGGAGCCAUAUUUGCCAUUUAUUAUUGCCCUCUUGCCUCAUUAAAAAAAAAAAAUGACAGAAAAGCUAAUUAAGGUGAUAAUAAUUAUUUCCUUGGGGAAUUUCAGGAUGGGUAUUUAUAAACUCUUAGCUUCUUAUUGGUAUGAGAUUUAGGUAAUAAUCCUACUGUUGGUUAACUCUUCAAUUAUCAUGUACUUUUCUCCUUUAUACAACAUAAUUGAUAACAAAGUGUGCUUUUGAAAAAUUA
This is a messenger RNA of Pteropus alecto (black flying fox), 7287 nucleotides long. It is a transcript of the gene RAB30, whose product is annotated as RAB30, member RAS oncogene family. Gene Ontology annotation, molecular function: GTPase activity; GTP binding. NCBI's taxonomy places the organism in Eukaryota, Metazoa, Chordata, Mammalia, Chiroptera, Pteropodidae. Gene Ontology annotation, biological process: Rab protein signal transduction. Bases 330 to 941 code for a protein of 203 amino acids. The transcript has 6 exons. The record is from RefSeq and is a predicted model, not a curated record. Gene Ontology annotation, cellular component: trans-Golgi network.